AUGCGAAACGUGAUCGACCAGUUUGGUCCAGGUUUUGGCGGGCCUCCUGAUAGCUGGCCCUACGAAGAGGACGAGUACCCGAGGCCUUGGUCAACCAGCGAGAUCACCUUCUUUGACCGGGAGAAGAUUACUGAAGUUCCCGUUGAGAGACCUCGCUUCGGUGGCUCAGGCCCUGUCUGGGGCUGCUCCAUGCUCAUCGUCGUGUCCCCGAAAGCCGUCUGGACCAGUCACUUCUGGGAAGUUCCCGGACACACGAGAGGAGAGGCAGAGCCUAACAACGCGUGGCUCCAGGAGGCGUACCCCCUGCCUACGGAACAGUACUUGAAGGAAGACAUCAUCGACCACAUCGGGACCGGCAACUUCAGAGGUAACAAACGUUCUCUGACCGCGAAUCCCCUAGACGAACAUGAGAACCCGGGGCUUGCCCAGUACUUCCAGCCUGGCGGACCUUUCAACGUGCAGGAAAUGGACUUUGUCAAGGCCUUCAUUGUCUCCCGCGGGUCUCUCCCUCCGUUCCCCGAGGACGUGAUGAUGCAUCACAGCGUCGUUGUCCAGAUCAAGGAGAAGCUCCUCCUCGACUUUGGGCUGUCCAUCGACGAGAUGGUGGAUAUCGCGUAUCGCCCGCACUUCGAGAGCGACCUUGGCAAGUCGAGGGAAGACCACCCCGAGUGGGGCGUCUUUUCUUGGGAGUACCAUCCCCACGACGACAGCAUGGGUCUUGGGAUAGGCUUCAAGGCCUUGAGGCUGCGAUGGGAGAAGAACGUUGUGUGGGAGAACUUGUGGUGUGGUGAUGGCCACCGAGUCGUGCCGCCUACAGACGACGACCUGUUCUGGCCGCCUCUUCCGCCAAUUGAUCCCGAGGACGCCAGAGGUGAUCCCAUGAUUGAAGGCCGACAAGCGUCCGCUCCCGCUUGCAAGGUCCCAGAAAAGCUGGUGCCCUCAUCCUCGAUGACAUUCACGCGCACCUCAGUUGCUCUGCCACUCCCGACCGAGUCCUGCGUCUCGAACUCCGAGUGCGGCUCCCUCAGCUGUCCAGACAGCCGACAAGCCAUGUGCUUCUUCGACCACUGUCGGUGUGUCAUCAAGGAGAGGAACGACAACCUCACAAUCACCUCAAGCCUCACCAACGCCCGUACCAGAGCCUGGUCGACCCGCGUCACCUCCCUAAACACCACAACCAGCUUUCCCCUGACGGUAGAAACACCCUGGACCGGCACCGAGCCCUUCACGACCGUCGUCCUCUCCGAGUGGGAGCCCAUCCCGACCAAGACCAUCCCCACCGUCAUCCCCCAGCCCUCCGGCGCCGGCUCGACAUGCGCCUGGGCCCGGAACUGCAUCACCCUGCCCUGCCUGGACGACAUGUAUCCAGCCUGCGUCAAGCCUGCCGAUGGCAACCGCUGCGAGCCCAUUCCUCGGGAGGUCGGCGCCGCGUGCAAGCUCGACUCCCACUGCACCGGCCUCAUGUCGUGCAACAUCGUCCAGUCCGGCUUCUGCAAUAGCUGCAGCUGCGAGUGCGCCAUCAAGUUCACCGACGACACCGGCUGCGCCAAGCACGCGGACUGCACCUACGUCCUCCGCAACAACGAGACGCACCCGUACAAGACGUGCUCGCGCGAGAAUAAGUGCGAGCUCACCGUCUCCGAGCCGUUCCACCGCCCCGAGCGUGCCGGUGGGGUGUGCAAGGAGUCCAAGGAGUGCGUUGGUAUUGCCUGCGACCAGCGCAGCGACCGCAAGGUCUGCGAGAGCGGCAAGUGUGCGUGUAAGCCGUGGCGAUGCGAUACCCAUGCCAGCUGCUCCGGCGAGUUUGGCCCUGCGAGUUGUACCUCCGCGAAUAAUGUCAUGUGCUGGGAGGGGGAGUGCCACUGCCAGCAUUGCAUGAUUGCGCUUGAGGACGUGGAGGAGUGUAAGGAGGGUAAGGAGUGUGCGAAGAACUGCUGCGGACAGAGGCUUGGCGAGGUCUCGGUUUGCCGCGACAAGAAGUGCGCUUGUGUUUCCUCGUUGUGA
Molecule: messenger RNA, 2004 nt
Organism: Colletotrichum chrysophilum
Lineage: Eukaryota; Fungi; Ascomycota; Sordariomycetes; Glomerellales; Glomerellaceae
Exons: 2
Coding region: 1-2004 (667 amino acids)
Source: RefSeq, a predicted model, not a curated record